UUACAAAAGGUCAGAAAUGAACUAUCUUCCCUUGAGAGAGUGGGAUCCAGUAUGCAUAACCCUCACGGCUAUUUCCCCUCUGGUUUUGCAGCUUGAGAAAAUGGCAUGUAACACACCUAACCAAAGACAGCGGACUAUGUCAACAUCUGGAGAAGCUCUAUAUGAAAUUCUUGGUCUGCAUAAGGGAGCAUCAAAUGAAGAAAUUAAGAAAACCUACAGAAAAUUGGCCUUGAAACACCAUCCAGACAAGAAUCCAGAUGAUGCAGGUGCUGCUGAGAGGUUUAAAGAAAUCAACAACGCCCACACAAUACUAACUGACACGUCAAAAAGAAACAUAUACGACAAGUACGGAUCACUGGGACUCUAUGUGGCCGAGCAAUUUGGAGAGGAAAAUGUUAAUACCUACUUCAUGCUGUCAAGCUGGUGGGCAAAGACUUUGUUUGUCAUCAUUGGCCUCUUGACCGGCUGCUAUUUCUGCUGCUGUCUCUGCUGCUGUUGCAACUGCUGCUGUGGACGCUGCCGGCCUAAGUCAUCGAUGCCAGAAGAGGACUUCUAUGUGUCCCCAGAGGAUCUUGAGGAGCAGAUCAAGACUGACAUAGAAAAAGAUAUGGACUUUCCAGUUGUCCUCCAGCCUACAAACGCAAAUGAGAAAACACAGCUAAUCAGAGAAGGACCUCGAAGUUAUUGUACAGACUCUUAAUAUUGAGCCCAUUGAGGGUCCACAGUACCUCCUCUUGGUUCAGUCAUGUCUCCAGGUGGUCUUGAUGGGGGAUGGUAGGGGACAUGAAAUGCUGUGAACUUUUCCACAUUUGUAUCUUACUUUUAGGUUAAGGAAAGAUGAUUGCUACAUAAUUUUCUCAGUAUGCAGAUUCACUCUUUGAGUAGAAUUCCUAAUGGAAACACACAUUCCAUUUUAAUGAAUAAAGGCCUGAAGAGUUGUUUUAUGCUCCUUGUAUGAGGUAAGACAGUGGCAUUGGACAGGCUUAUGAGCCUGCCCUUUAUGUGAGCCAGACCUUGUUCCUUAUAGACUAAAGUAGUAUUUCAAAACCGAAGCCACUUUUCAUCUAUUUAACUAAAUGUAGUAUUCAUAUCUGCCUUUAAAUAUCAACAGCAAAACAUACAUGAGAAUUUAGGAGGAAUAUUUUGUGUGUGUGGAGAUUUUUCCUGUCAUAUUCAAUAUGGCUACAGAAAUAUUUCAAAGGCAAGAAGAAAUUAUUAGGUAAAGACAAAUCGUAUUAUUUUAAAGUAUAUUUUUGAAAGAUUACGAAUUGUCACUUACUGAAAACUGACAAAACCAGGAAGGAAGAAGUUUUGUGUGUACUUGUAGAUUGGCAUAAAAACAAAAACAAAAACAAAAUUUCAGCCUGGUUAAAGGUUAUAAAUGAUCCAGAAAGUAAUUCUGGGCCCAAACCAGCCGCAAACAAUGUGUUUAACAAUUUUAAGUUAAAAUAAUUUUUGUCCAACAGGCUUAGAUUAGCCAGACUAAGAAAAAGAAACACAUGAGGUAAAGGACAGAGUUCUAAAUUCUACAGCCUAAAUUUAAAUUUAACGGCAUAUCACUCACCCCAUCUUCAGUGGGAUUAAUAACACUGACCAGAAAAUGCUCUGCUCUGUGCACGUUGAACAUUUAUGCUCAGAGGUCAUCUCUGCAUUUACUUGUUUGAACCUUAUAUUCAUCACGUGGAAGAAACCAUAUGCUAUUUCUAAAAUAGUAAGCAGCAAGUGUUUGUUUUUUUCCAGGUCUUCCUUAGUUCUUUAUGUAAUAUUGCAUUUUUCAAGAUCUUGUUAUGUUUUUAUGUAACACUGCAUGAAAUGCCGUUUCCUUUUUUUCUUUGUUUCUUAUUCUGCCUCACCACCAAAUUACCGUUAAUUAAAGUUAAAUAUACAUUGUAAGUGGGAAUUGGUGUUAUAGCUGAUACUUCUGACAUAACUAAAACUCUGCUCUAACUCUUGAGUUACUGGAAUUCUUUUUUUAAAUCGACAUAAUUAAGUAGAAAGAGCCCUGGUUUGAAAAUUAAGAACCUGGUUCUAAUCUAAGUGCUCACAAACUAGCCCUGUGACCAAGUGAGAUGAGAAUAAUAUGGCUAAUCUCUCUGACUCUGUUUUCAUAUCUUCUCUGUUCAUAUUCCUAAUUGCUGCCAAGAUCAGGUGAAAUAGUUGAAGUGAAAGAACUCUGAAAAGUCAAGUAUUUAACAAGUAUAAGAUGGUUUCACAUGAGUUUGUAUGUGUUGAUACACAUAGACAAAUGUAAUGUGACUCUUUAUGUAUAUAAACACUCUCAUCCAACAAGACCCAUGAAAAUACCCAAUACUAACAGUGCCAGUGACCAGUAAGUGCUCAGAACUCUACUCAACAAUUGAGUGCUACUUUCCAUUUGAAGGGAACAAUGAGAUAAACAGCCCCAUCUGGGGAUAAUUUGAGCCACUACAUUUCCUUCCUGAGGCCUCUAACCAAAACAUCAGUCCUGUUUUUGAACAGGAACUUACAAGUCACGAAGCUCAUCUUCUCUUUCUCUCCCAGACCUCUGUUUUCUUUCUGACGCGGAAUUUUUUACUUCCACUCCCAGCUUUCCCAGAGAGCUGGUACAAGAGUGGUCGCGAUGAGAAUAGGGCAGGAAUUAGAAUCAGAAUCAGAUGGUGGAAUUCCUGGAGGCAUUCUGGCCAAUGUUUCCCACAUAGGGCUAGUUUCUAGUUACCACGGUUGUGGCAAAUGCAUGCACAUGGAUGUCUCUGAGUGAGGGAAUGAAUUCUACAGAAUGCCCGUUAGCUACAUAGAAACAAGGAUCCACUCUCCAUCUGAGGAGGGGCCACGUAAGCAUCUUGUGGAGUUGCCAUCUGGAAUCACCUGUUAUUAUUCUGAGUCCACAAGCAUCUUAGCAAAGAAGCAUUGAGGAAAGAAAGGACAUGCUGACUGUGAUCCCCAGCAAUGGCUGCAUGGCUCCGGUUCAUGCAGGGUUAAAUAAGCUGCCACUUCAGUGGCUCACUACCUAAUCCUGGUCUCCAGGCUAUCAGAGAAGGGGAUUUCGUAUAAGGUUUCAUAGGUCAACCAUUUAUUUAUCGUUUUG
Molecule: messenger RNA, 3064 nt
Organism: Orcinus orca (killer whale)
Lineage: Eukaryota; Metazoa; Chordata; Mammalia; Artiodactyla; Delphinidae
Gene: DNAJC5B
Product: DnaJ heat shock protein family (Hsp40) member C5 beta
Exons: 4
Coding region: 17-700 (227 amino acids)
Source: RefSeq, a predicted model, not a curated record